Molecule: messenger RNA, 579 nt
Organism: Tremella mesenterica DSM 1558
Lineage: Eukaryota; Fungi; Basidiomycota; Tremellomycetes; Tremellales; Tremellaceae
Exons: 4
Coding region: 1-579 (192 amino acids)
Source: RefSeq, a predicted model, not a curated record
AUGAGUAGUAAAGGACGUCAAUGCGAACUGAAGUUUGGUACAUGGAACUCCAAGUAUGGGUCGUUGAUCGCAUGCUACACUCCUGGUUGGGAAGCGCACACGUCGGGCAACUUACCCACAAGCAUUCACCUACGCGAUCAGGAGCAGCGGUCCGAGUUCAAGUCAAGUUCCUCUACCGACCACGUUACCAUGUUACUGCAAGUGGCCAGAUGUAUCGUAUUGGGCUUGUCCGAGAUCAACGCACCCCCGUUUUUGAGCUAUUCGAACGCAUGUGUACAAUAUGCUUCCAUACUCUACGACGUGGAGGCAUUGCGGUAUGCGGCGGAGGAUGUUGAGGACAGAGGACACACAAAUUUGUACUUUGUGUACCUGCGUCGUGGUCGAUUCGGAACAGCCGGUUUUUCCACGGGACCGGGCCUAGUUCCCUAUUUUCGUGUACCCGCACCCUACUGCGAUCUCGCGGAAUUGGAGAAGGAGAAAUUGUGUUUAGGUACAGCCUCCAGGGAAUCUCGGGGACCAAGUUUCUCCGCCCCGUCCUCCCUUCCUCUACCUCCCCAACCUCCACCACACCCCAUGUAA